UUUUUUUUUUUUUUUUUUUUUUUCAUUUGCUGCGAAAAUGACAUUUGAAGAGGAUCCAUAUGGAGCAAUCAAUUUUGGUGAAUUUCGAAAAUACAUGCAAAACAAGCAAUCUAAAUUGAAACAGCAGCAGAAAGAAAUGUGAGUAUUUAUACAUUGAAUUGAUCUUAUUUUAACAUUUUUUUUUUUUUUUGUUAGAGGAGAUCAAGCAAGUCAGGAACAUCCACACAUAUUUUCAGGUACUUCUAUUUAUAUAAACGGUUACACUUACCCUCCAGUAAGCGAGCUACGUACAAUGAUUCUCCAACAUGGUGGUGAUUAUCAGCAUUAUUUAAAAAAAUCGAGUGUUACACAUAUUAUCGCAACUAAUUUAACAAAUGCAAAAUUGAUUGAAUUCAAAUCCUACAAGAUUGUCAAACCAGAAUGGAUUGUCGAGUCUAUUAAAUCUCAAAAAUUGCUACCAUGGCAAAGAUAUCGUCUUAGUUUAACGUCGACUAAUACAGCCCAAAGAGAACUUCCAUUUGUAACGACAACAGAGGAUAUAACAGUAAAUACGGGAGAAGCUUUAAAUCAAGCAAUGUUGGCCAACUCAAGGUCUCGUCAGUCAAGUACAGCGAAUCCAGAUUUUAUCAAACACUAUUAUCAGAAUUCACGUCUACACUAUCUUUCAACCUGGAAAGAUGAAUUAAAGAAAAUUGUAGAUGAGUUAAGAAAAAAGGAACCACGAAAGAAAAUAAGAAACAAAGACUAUGAUCGUGUUGUCAUGCAUGUUGAUUUUGAUUGCUUUUUUGCUUCCGUUGGUAUAAAAGAUAGGCCUCACUUAAAGAACUGUCCAGUUGCAGUGUCUCAUAGUAAGGAAGCGAAUGAAAAUUCUUUCAGUGACAUAGCAUCUUGUAACUAUGUUGCUCGCUCCUUUGGUAUUCGAAAUGGAAUGACAAUUGGUGCGGCUAAAAAGCUCUGUCCUGAUCUUAAAGUGAUACCAUAUGAAUUUGAAAAAUACAAAACUAUAUCAAAGACAUUCUAUAAUAUUAUAUUUCAAUAUGCAGAUGAAAUGCAAGCAGUCAGUGUAGAUGAAGUAUUAUUAGAGGUGGGAUCUCACAUCAUAAGCCCUGGACAAAAAGAAGCAUUAGCUAUAAAGAUUCGAAAAGAAAUAAAUGAGGCAAUAGGAUGCGAAGUAAGUAUUGGUGUAGGACCUAACAUUUUAUUAGCAAGAUUGGCUACAAAACGAGCUAAACCGGCCGGGUAUUUUAUUUGUAAAACUACUCAAGAUAUGGAAGAAUUGUUAUCGAAUCAGUAUGUCACUGAUUUACCUGGGGUUGGAUAUUCUAUAAGGGAAAAGCUUAAAGACAUGAACGUUACAUUCAUCAAUGAUGUGAAAAAGAUUCCAUUGCAUGAAUUACAAUCUAAAUUAGGAAAUAAGAUAGGACAAACCUUGUAUCAUUUUUCACGUGGGAUCGAUGAUCGUCCCUUAAUUACUAACCAGCAAAGACAGUCAAUCAGUGCAGAAGUAAAUUGGGGUAUACGCUUUGAAGAUGACGAAAAUGAAAAGCAUUUUAUAAAAGAAUUGUCAAAGGAAGUAUCAGAAAGACUUCAAAAACAUCAAGCUAAAGGCAGAACAAUUACAAUCAAGGUUUUGAAAAGGAAACAAGAAGCGUCUGAAGCAAAAAAGUAUUUAGGACAUGGCUCAGUUGACUCUUUUUCAAAAUCAAAAACCUUAACUGAAUUUAUUAGUGAUUCAGAUAUUAUUUUUAAACAUGCUUACGCCAUGUUGAAAUCAUUUAGGUUUUCUUAUGCAGAUAUUAGAGGCUUUGGAAUUCACAUUUCUAAAUUAGAUAAUCGACAGGAAGCUGCAAGAUUAGCUGGUCAAGGUGGGCUUAAUUUUGAUUCUACAAAAGAGUCUAACAAAAGACAAACACUUACAAACGAUCUUCAUAAAGAAGAUUUGGAUGUUGAAUUUAAUAUUGACAAUGAGUUAACAAGUACUUUACAACAAGAAUUGACGUCAAACGAUAACUUGAAUAAACAAACUACAAGCGAUGACAUGAUGGUACCUCCAGAACUUCCUCCUUGGUCACAAAUUGACCCUUCUUCUUUAUUAGCUUUACCCGAUGAUAUACGGGAACAAAUUCUUCGUGCUUAUGGAGAUAAACAAGAGGAGUGCAUAAAUCAAAGGCCAACAUCUGUUGUUAUAAAGACUGAACUACGACAACAUCAUAAAAGAAGGAAAAUAUUACAGAACGAGACAAAAUCCAAUAAUACAACUCUUACUCAACUAUUUUUAACAACACAUAAUAACGACAGUUCAUUACCAUACGAUAUGAACAUAUGGAACGCGUUACCUGAUGAUAUACAAACCGAACUUUUAAAGGAACAUACUAGUAAAAGAAAAAGACAGCCCACCAUUUCUAAUAAAAACAACAGCAAUUAUUGUCAUACUACUACUACUGCUACUGCUACUACUACUACUGGACUCUUAUCAUCAGUAACAAAGGAGCCUGAAUUACAAGGUAUUCAUGAUUUAAAAGAGCUUGAAAUGUUGCUAAAGAAUUGGGUCUUGCAAACGAAUGGAUUACCUCCUGAACCUGAAGAUGUCUCUACUCUGUGUUGUUACUUGUUGGAACUAGUAGAUUACGGAGACCUUGAAAAGACGCGUUUAUUGAUAGUUUAUUUAAGGUAUUUACUUGUAAAUGCUAAAGAAGAAUGGCAAACAUAUUUAAAUGAUAUAGAAGAAAGCAUUAACAAGGCGGUUAUAUCCAUUUAUGGUUGUCCUUUAAAAUUAUAAAAAAUAAAAUACCCUAUUUAUGAAUAACAA
This is a messenger RNA of Cokeromyces recurvatus, 2809 nucleotides long. RefSeq lists its product as uncharacterized. Gene Ontology annotation, biological process: error-free translesion synthesis; error-prone translesion synthesis. The transcript is spliced from 16 exons. The coding region runs from base 293 to 2779 and encodes 828 amino acids. NCBI's taxonomy places the organism in Eukaryota, Fungi, Mucoromycota, Mucoromycetes, Mucorales, Mucoraceae. Gene Ontology annotation, cellular component: nucleus. The record is from RefSeq and is a predicted model, not a curated record. Gene Ontology annotation, molecular function: DNA-directed DNA polymerase activity; damaged DNA binding; deoxycytidyl transferase activity.